GCGCUUAAACUGAGUUGCUGGUGGAAGUUGCCGGUCAGCAGAAAAGUUUCUCUGGACGGGACAGCAUGCGCUCCUUAGCGGGACUAACUGUCAUCGUGGCGACUGCAAGUGUCUACCUCUACCUGCUGUCGACGCACCUUCCCCCGGGACCGACGCAGCUCCAGCCGGGGUCUGAACCGGAGGGAGAGGCCGUACGAGAGUACAGGCUGACGUUUCCAUCAGACCUGGAGUCACUACAGGAACUGGCCAACACGCUCAAGUUUUACAAAACAGAGAACUACAGCUACGUUCUGCUACUGUUCUGUAGCGCCUACCUCUAUAAGCAGUCCUUCGCCAUACCUGGGUCCUCCUUCCUGAACAUGUUGGGGGGGGCGAUUUUCGGACCCUGGGUGGGUCUGAUGCUGACCUGCUUGCUCGCCACUUUCGGCUCCACGUUCUGCUUCCUGUUGUCCUCGGCGUUUGGGAAGCAGUAUGUGGUUCACUUCUUCCCAGAGAAAGUGGCUCUGCUGCAGAUGAAGGUGGAGGAGAAUCGUAGCAGCUUAUUCUUCUUCCUCCUCUUCCUUCGUUUUUUCCCCAUGACUCCUAACUGGUUCCUUAACAUCACCUGUCCUGUCCUCAACAUCCCUCUAUCCAUUUUCUUCUUCUCUGUAUUAAUAGGUUUAAUCCCGUACAACUUCAUCUGUGUGCGUACGGGCUCCGUCCUCUCACAAUUGUCCUCUUUGGACGACAUCUUCUCGUGGGGGACGCUGACUCAGCUGCUGGCCAUUGCGCUCAUGGCUCUGCUGCCCGGAGCGCUCAUCAAACGCUUUGGCGCCGCUCACCUCAAGCUGGAUGGCGUCACCAGCAAUGGAACCGGCCGGGACAGGAAGAGCAGAUGACACUGAAUGUUAACGCUGCUCUGGUAGAGAUGAACACUUGUGACCUCUAGACCUCUGCAAGGUCACUCUGGAGACUCCAGACAUUCAGGGCGGUGCUUGUUUUGAACUUCUAUUUUCAUCAGGUUGUGCUUAGUCUUUAUUAACAUGAACUUAUUGUCUUAAAACACCUUAGAAGUUACUGUGGUGAAAAUCCUCCUCUUGAAUGGAUGGAAUGUCACAUUUGGCAAGAAAUUGUAAUUAUUUUGCACAGAGUUGAUUAAGUGUCGCCUUCGAGAUUAACAAAUCUUUCUGUUCCUGUUAAAGAUCUGAUGCAUGCACCGCAAAAACACUAAAUAUUACAAAGUAUUUUUGUCUAGUAACUUAAUAAAUUUAAAAU
This is a messenger RNA of Xiphophorus hellerii (green swordtail), 1254 nucleotides long. RefSeq names its product transmembrane protein 41A-A-like. The coding region runs from base 66 to 878 and encodes 270 amino acids. Lineage: Eukaryota; Metazoa; Chordata; Actinopteri; Cyprinodontiformes; Poeciliidae. The record is from RefSeq and is a predicted model, not a curated record. The transcript has 5 exons.